This is a messenger RNA of Fopius arisanus, 2752 nucleotides long. RefSeq names its product regulator of microtubule dynamics protein 1. The record is from RefSeq and is a predicted model, not a curated record. The transcript is spliced from 6 exons. Gene Ontology annotation, cellular component: mitotic spindle pole; spindle microtubule; cytoplasm. Lineage: Eukaryota; Metazoa; Arthropoda; Insecta; Hymenoptera; Braconidae. Gene Ontology annotation, molecular function: microtubule binding. The coding region runs from base 521 to 1624 and encodes 367 amino acids.
UAAUCGAUUAUCGAACCCUCACCCAGUCCACGAUACUUUUCGUUCCAAAAAACUCUUUCCAUUAAUCGUUAAAAAUAGAGAAAAAAUAAAUUAUCAUGUGGAGAAAAUUCUCAAUCCCCUCAAUCAUCAUUUCUUCAAUUUUCCCUACUCUCCUCCGACUAUCCUCAAUUUUAAUCUAAGUGAUUAUUUCCAGAGUGCCCUAACCUCCAAAAUUUAUACACCCAAUGGAGUAGCCAGUGCUGGUGAUCGGAUCGGGUGCAACUCCUUCUCUAAUAAAAAAAAUUGUCCUAGAAAUAAAAAAAACUCAUCACCGACGAUGAUAUUUGAACAGUUAAUGUGACAUUGUGUUUAUUUAUUUAAUUUUUUAACGCUUUAUUUAUUCGUGGAGUGAAGUUUUCAGAAAUAUCUCAUCAGUGAUUGUUAAUGCAUAUGUAGAGGAUUUGCAGUGACGAGGCAGGUCGAAGUUUAAUGUAGAUACUUUAAUUAAUUACUGCUGGCGACGUUCUCCAUCAAGACAAAAAUGAGUAAUUUACAAAAUCCUCAUGUGGUAGCUGUCGCUCUGGGGGCAACAAUAGGGGUAAUUAGUGCUGCUAGUCUAUUUAUUUACCAGAAAGUCAUGGAACACAAGGAAAGAACGACUAUGAUGAAUAAUUUGGAGAGUGUUAACAGACGUGUUUCUGAAUUACAAGUGGAAUUGGAAAAUUUGAGAGUUCAGCAGAAUCAAUUGAGAGCAAAGAAAUCGAAGAAUUCGAAUCGCAAGCGCGUCACUUCAUCAGCGAGUUUGUACUCAGUAGGUACCGAGAACGAGAUUGAUGCUGUUUCAGUAACUGAAACCGACCUAGACGAUGAGUUUUACGACUGCUCCGAUGAUGAACUCACUACUGUAGACUUCGAACUUAACGGGACAGCUGGAAUAAUGUUGGAACUAACGAGCCAACUCGAUACCCUAGACGAGAAGAUCGAGAAGAGUGAAUUUCUCGAGGAGGUCUUGUGUGAUCUGAGGGCACUGGCCAUUUUCCAUGAGGAUAAUGUCGAUGUUGCUUGGAGGUUGGCCAGGGCUUGCUUCAAAAAUGCUGCUGACUUGACUGAUACCUCGAGACAGGAUGCACUCGUCCUUGAAGGGAUGAAAAUAUGUGAAAAAAUACUUGAAAUGGAACAUGUGGAGGUGCACAAGUGGUAUGCCCUUCUAGUGGGUCUCAGAUCUGAGUAUUUGCCCACAAAAGAGAAACUCAAGGCUGGAAAAGUGUUUGAGAAGCAUUUAAACCGUGCUUUGGCGAUGACACCCCACGAUCCCGUCUUAAAUCAUCUCCUAGGGAGAUUUCAGUACGCUGUUUCGAAUCUCAGUUGGAUCGAGAGGAAGGUUUGCGCAACACUUUUCGGAGAAGCCCCAACGUCGACCUUCGAGGAGGCGAUAAAAUCUCUGGAGAGAGCUGAGGGGCAAAUGAGGGCUCCUGAUCUGGAGAACAAGUACUUCCUGGGGCAGGCGUAUUUACAAGUAAAGGCCUACAGAAAGGGGGUGGAAUUGCUCACCCAAAUUCACGACCUGCAACCAAAAAACAAGAAGCAGGAGAAAAUGCAGGCAGAAGCCCAGAGACUCGUAUCAAAAUAUUCAAGUUACUGCUGAUAGAUAAUCCCAUUCGAGUCUCCAUUACGAUCCAAUUAGUCUAGGAAUCGAGAUACAGGAAAAAUAAUAAUAAUCCAAUAAGAAUCGAAAUUGAAUUACUCGAUUCACCGGGGAUGCAAUCGUGCCAAUCGUGGGAGCUUAAACUAUUUGGUUUUUAAUCUUUCAAUUAUUUAAUUGGGUAAAAUGAAUAAAUAAACUGGGAAGAGCCUGUGGGGAACUGAGGUAGCAUUUUUUGUAAUUUUAACACAUUCCUGUUUUUUUGUUUAAUGAAAAACAGUUUUAAUUUAUCGUUGAGUACAAAGAGUUUAGUGCACUGAAUGUUGGAAUAUUGUUUAUAAUUUUAUUCAGCUCUUGUGGGUUUAAUGACUUUAAUUCCCGAGUGGCCAUAGGAAUAUUUGUUAAGGUGCUGGUACAUUGUGAGGUAAUAUUUUAUCGUGAAGUGAACGAAUUAAUGCGAUGUGAAUUGUAAUAAAUUGUUGGGUGUGAUGGUAAUGCGCAAUGGCUCGAGUAGUCUUUUUAUAUUUCAAUAAAGUGAUGUCGAUGAAUUGUGAAUUGCUUUCACUGAUUGAUUUUAUUAUUUUCUCAAUGUGCUAUAACAACAAUUUUAUUUCAACUUCAUGAAUCAUAACAUUGAAUUUUCUACAAAGUUAUUAAUUUAUUUAAAAAAUCCCUCGGUUCGUUUCUCCUUGUGCUUAGCCUACGUGACUGGGUUUCACUGAUUAACAAUGCAACUGAUGGCCACAAAAAUGUCUGUGCCCCAUUCCAAUUGCACUUGCACUUCGAGGUGAAAUUAAAAUUAAUUGGUUUAAUAUUUUUCUCUAGUUUGAGACGGUAUGACACUUUUAGGACUGAUGAUUCUUCGAUUAAUCUACUUGAAAAAAUCUGACAAGAAUCUGUAGCGAAGGUGUGAAUUGCAGAAGUUAAAUCGACAGCUUAUUUCACCCAUUGCGGAUAUAAUUGAACAAUUAAUAACAGAUGUUUGAAGAGAUUCUCGUGAAUUUAAAAUUAGUUUAGCUCUUCAGUUUUCGAUGUGGCAGACGACCCAAACAGUAAACAGAUCGACAACUGAUCAAUAACGGGGCACAGUCUUUCGAAUAAAGUACAAUUUUUAUGUUUAAUAAGUAGAAA